AUGUCCAAUGUCACACCGCCUUACAGGUUCCGCUCGAAACCAAAUUACCUCCCACAUACAAUAGGAACGGAUCCUAUCGUGGAGGAAUACAGCGUCCCCCUUGGACGGCCCAGCGAUGAGGACAAUGCCAAAUACUUUGGUAAAUGCAAGCGGUAUGCACAGGAAAUGGGCGUCACGAGGCCAAAGGGGUAUAAUGUCUCCUUUCACGUCAAUCCGGAGAUGGAGAAGCAUCACUUCGGCCAGACCCAUCCGAUGAAGCCCUGGCGUCUGACCUUGUCGAAAAGUUUGGUCUUCUCCUACGGCAUGAAUUUUGCCAUGGACAACUACACAUCGAGAGCUGCAACCUUUGAGGAGCUCAACAGCUUUCAUUCCAAGGACUACCUCGACUUUCUGGGAACAGUCAUGCCCGAAGCGCAGCCCCGAGAUAUUGAGAACCCUACGCCGGAGCUCAUGUUCAACCUUGGUGGCUCCGACUGUCCGUUGUUCGAGGGCCUCUACGACUACUGCUCCAUGUCCGGCGGGUGUUCCCUGGACGCGGCACGCAAGAUCUGCUCGAAGCAGUCUGACAUUGCAAUAGCUUGGGGCGGUGGGCUUCACCACGCCAAGAAGUCAGAAGCCUCCGGUUUCUGUUACAUCAACGACAUUGUUGUCGCCAUCCUCCAGCUCCUCCGGUGCUAUCCCCGCGUGCUCUACAUCGAUAUUGACGUACAUCACGGCGAUGGCGUCGAAGAAGCAUUCUUCUCCACCGAUAGGGUCAUGACCGUCUCCUUUCACAAAUACGCGCCCGACACGUUCUUCCCCGGCACUGGCGCCCUCGACGACAAUGGCCCCAAGAACGAGCACAACCCGGGCGCGCACCACUCGGUCAACGUCCCGCUGAACGAUGGCAUCACGGACGAGCAAUACGGAUGGCUCUUCGAGAACGUUAUCGGCAAGUGUAUCGAAAAGUUUCGUCCCAGCGCCAUCGCCCUGCAGUGCGGCGCCGACUCGCUCGCCGGCGACCGUCUUGGCAAGUUCAACCUCCAGGUGCAAGGGCACGGUAGCUGCGUCGAAUUUUGCAAAAAGUUUGGCCUUCCCAUGAUCCUCUUCGGCGGCGGCGGCUACACGCCGAGAAACGUGGCCCGCGCCUGGGCCUACGAGACGAGCAUCGCCGCCGGCAUCCAGGACCGCAUUGCGCCCAUUAUUCCGAGCCACACGCCGUGGCGCGACCAGUUCCGCUACGAGGAGCUCUUCCCGACGCUCGAGCAGAUUCUAGGCGAGCCCCGUGUCAACAAGAACCCGCAGAAGCGCCUGCACGAAAUUGUGCAGCACGUCAACGAGCAGCUGCGCUUCGUCGAGGCUGCGCCGAGCGUCCAGUCGCAGGUCAUCCCGCCUGAUCUUGGUGGUAUCCGGGACGACGUCGAGGCUCAGCUACGCGAGGAGAGAGAGGCGAGGGACGACGGGCUCCGGAAGCUGCGGGAGGAAGCGAUCGGUAUUCCCAUGGAGCUUUGA
This is a messenger RNA of Verticillium nonalfalfae, 1491 nucleotides long. It is a transcript of the gene HOS2, whose product is annotated as histone deacetylase. The transcript has a single exon. The record is from RefSeq and is a predicted model, not a curated record. Lineage: Eukaryota; Fungi; Ascomycota; Sordariomycetes; Glomerellales; Plectosphaerellaceae. Bases 1 to 1491 code for a protein of 496 amino acids. Gene Ontology annotation, molecular function: histone deacetylase activity.